Molecule: messenger RNA, 1768 nt
Organism: Aspergillus caelatus
Lineage: Eukaryota; Fungi; Ascomycota; Eurotiomycetes; Eurotiales; Aspergillaceae
Product: MFS transporter
Exons: 3
Coding region: 170-1669 (499 amino acids)
Biological process (GO): transmembrane transport
Molecular function (GO): transmembrane transporter activity
Source: RefSeq, a predicted model, not a curated record
AGGUUCGGGCUUUGGUUGUGAUAAGCCCACCUAGUUGCCUACUCGCAAAAUGCACCUCUCGGUCAAUUGAAUUCCUAAAAGACAACCACACGUCGGUGUGCAAAGUAGAGCUGUCCUUAUGUCGCUGACCAGAAUUGAACACGUCUGAAGCCAAAGUACCACCCGAAUCAUGAAGGGCGAUGACUUGGAAAUAACAACAUGCGACGCUGCUCACCGGCCCGAGCAAGAGAACAAUCAUGGCCGUUCCCAGUGCCUGGAGAAGCCCGGGGAUCCCACAACCUGGCCCCGUUGGCGAAAGUGGUCAAUAGUGAUCUGCGUUGCCUUGAUGUAUAUGUUGGCUAACUUCGGAACUAUCAUCAUCGUCCCAGCUGUACCAACCAUCCUCUCACACUUCCAUGUCUCAGGUAAUAUCUAUCAGCCCUUGAUUGUCUCCAUCUGGGAGUUGGGCGAAGGUGUGGGGUCAUUUGUAGUCGGACCGUUGUCAGAGCAGUACGGGCGCAACAUCGUCUACCAUGGCGGGAACCUUCUCUUUAUUCUCUGCUCCAUCGCAGCCGCGCUGAGCCAAAAUAUCUCCAUGCUGGUGGCCUUCCGCUUCAUGACCGGUAUGGCAGUCACCUCCCUCACCCUCGCUCCGAGCAUUAUCGGAGACCUAUUCGUCCAGGAGGAACGAGGGACCGCAAUGGCGGUGGCCAUUGCUCUUCCGUUAAUCGGGCCCUGCGUGGCCCCGAUUGUUGGCGGGUUCAUCAACAGCACCCUUGGCUGGCGAUGGACCAUCUGGAUUAUGGUGAUAGCUGUCGGUAGCAUAUCGCUAUUGUCCCUAGCUAUCUUCAAAGAAACCUACCGGUUCAAAAUCCAGCAACAGUCGCGAAAAUCGACAGAAAAGUCACAGGAUCGCAGCGACGGGAAUCACAAACACACAUCAUCUCGCAACCACUCUUCCGCACCUCGAGACACAAUCCUCAAGUCUAUCGUCCGUCCGAUGCGGCUACUCUUCUCUUCUCCAGUGGUGCUAGUCAUGUCCCUCUACACGGCGCUGACGUACGGUAUCUCCUACCUGAUCCUGACAACUCUGGCGGAGGUCAUGCAGAGAACGUACGGCUUCGGUGAUGGUCCAGUGGGCAUCACCUUUCUCGGUCGAGCAAUCGGCAACAUAAUCGGACUAUGCGUCUAUGGCCUGGUUUCUGACCGGUACGUUAGACGACGCCGCGCGGUAGAAGGAGAGUCGAAGCCAGAACAUCGCCUCCCGCUAAUGGUUUUCGGCACCACUAUGCUCCCCGUGGGCUUAUUAUUGUAUGGCUGGUCGGCCAACAAACACGUCCACUGGAUCGUGCCCCUCAUUGGUACCGGCAUCAUCGGGUUUAGUAUGCUUCUCACCAAGCUGCCCACGGAAAACUACCUCGUCGACGCGUUCGAUGAGCAGGGCGUCUCUGCUUCUGCACUAUCUGCUAAUGCCACCCUGUGUGCGCUCUUCGGGGCCUUCUUUCCACUCGCUGGCCCGUCGUUGAAUCACUCGCUCGGCUUAGGCUGGGGGAACUCCCUCCUUGCAUUUCUGUCGUUGGUAUUUUUGCCACUUUUUACUGUGCUGUGGUUAUAUGGAGAAGGUUUCAGGAAGUCGGGGUGGGGGUACCUCUGGAGGAGUAAUACUACUCCUAACUGCGUAGAAAUUUAAGUAGACAGGGACAUAGUAUACUACGGCGUUGCCUGUUUGGUAAGAUAUACUCCGUGGGAGAUAGUAUAUAGUCCAUAGUAGGAAGCUCAAGAGAUAUAA